AUGGUGUCUGACUCUGGGUACAAGAGUCAUGACUACGGCAUGACACGCAUCGUGGGUGGCACAGAUGCCAAGCCAGGGGCCUGGCCCUGGAUGGUCAGCAUCCAGCAUCCGAGGAUACCAGGCACAAAGCAUUUCUGUGGAGGGUCUCUCAUCAGGGCAGAGUGGGUCCUCACAGCAGCACACUGCUUUGACCUCAUUUUUUUGGUGUACGUGGUAAUUGGUGCCACCCAGUUGACUCAGCCGGGCCCUGGCGCACAAGUGCGCAAGAUUAAGAAGUUAGUGCGUCAUGAAAACUAUCAGAGACGUGACAUGAGCGAUGACAUUGCCUUGCUGGAACUGAGCAAGCCUAUCCAGUGCAGUCCCUACAUCCAGCUGGCCUGUGUGGCUGAUGCUAUCUUAGGAGUGUCAGUGUCACAGGAGCAUAACUGCUGGAUUGCUGGCUGGGGUGCCACCACUACAAAAGAUAAAACCCCAAGUGAUCACCUGCAGGAAGCCAAGGUACAGCUCAUCAAUAUCCAGCUGUGCAACAGCACCUUCUGGUACUCAGGGAAAAUCCACACCCACAACUUGUGUGCUGGUUACCCACAGGGCACCAUUGACACCUGCCAGGGUGACAGCGGUGGUCCUCUCAUGUGCCAAUACAACCAUGCUGACUCCUGGUGGGUUGUUGGAGUGACCAGCUGGGGAAAAAGCUGUGGCAGAGCAAGACGGCCCGGAGUCUACACCUCCACUCAGUACUUCUAUGACUGGAUUCUGACGCAGAUGGGCAGGAGCCUCAUGGAGCAGACAAAGGCCCAGCAGCAGAUGAAGGCCUCAUCUGAUGCCGACCUCCUCCCCACAGCAAAGAACGGUCAUGGCAAAGGGAGCUGUGGGCUCCGAGUUACGCCACCUGUCAACAGCCCCAUGACUUAUUCCUACGACAACGUGGCUUAUGACUACGGCAUGACACGCAUCGUGGGUGGCAUAGGUGCUGCAGAAGCAGAAUGGCCCUGGAUUGUCAGCAUCCAACACCCCUGGGUACCAGGCCUAGGACAUUGGUGUGGAGGGUCCCUCAUCACGGCAGAUUGGGUCCUCACAGCAGCACACUGCUUCGACAAGUUUGAUAACAUCAGCCUGCUGUAUGUGUUGAUUGGGGCCACCCAGUUGACUCAGCCGGGACCUGGGGCUGCAGUGCGCAGUGUCAAGAAGGUGGUGAUACACCGUGACUACAAGCGUAGCGACUACAGCUAUGACAUUGCCCUGAUGCAACUGGACCGUCCUGUCCUGUGCAGCUCCUACAUCCAGCUGGCCUGUCUGGCGGACCCCGCCCUGAGAGUCUCAGAGCUCAUCAACUGCUGGAUUGCUGGCUGGGGUGCCACUACUGCAAGAAGUCUAGAUUCAGCUGAUCGCCUUCAGCAGGCCAAGGUCCAGCUCAUUGAUGUCCAGCUCUGCAACAGCAGUGACUGGUACGCAGGAGAAGUCCAUCCCUACAACUUGUGUGCUGGUUACCCACAGGGCAACAUUGACUCCUGCAAGGGUGACAGCGGUGGUCCUCUCAUGUGCCAGGACAACAACGCUGAGUACUGGUGGGUCAUUGGACUAACCAGCUUUGGAACAGGCUGCGCCAGAGCAAGGCAGCCUGGAGUCUACACCUCCAUUCAGUACUUCUAUGACUGGAUCGAUUACAACAUGCGUGUAAACGCAGUUAAAAGUGCUCCUUGA
Motacilla alba alba is the source of this 1701-nucleotide messenger RNA. RefSeq names its product transmembrane protease serine 9-like. Gene Ontology annotation, molecular function: serine-type endopeptidase activity. The record is from RefSeq and is a predicted model, not a curated record. NCBI's taxonomy places the organism in Eukaryota, Metazoa, Chordata, Aves, Passeriformes, Motacillidae. Bases 1 to 1701 code for a protein of 566 amino acids. The transcript is spliced from 9 exons. Gene Ontology annotation, biological process: proteolysis; acrosome reaction.